Molecule: messenger RNA, 4276 nt
Organism: Nerophis ophidion (straightnose pipefish)
Lineage: Eukaryota; Metazoa; Chordata; Actinopteri; Syngnathiformes; Syngnathidae
Gene: prkd3
Product: protein kinase D3
Exons: 19
Coding region: 583-3276 (897 amino acids)
Biological process (GO): protein phosphorylation
Molecular function (GO): ATP binding; protein serine/threonine kinase activity
Source: RefSeq, a predicted model, not a curated record
UUUUCUUUUUUCCCCUCCCUCGUUGAGCAGGGGGAGUAGUCACAGCUGGAAGGAUAAUAAGAUGCGCAUGAAUUGACUGAAAUAAGCGAUAAAGGACAUUAAAUGGCCGGGUCGGUCCGUCUCAACAAGCCUUUACACGAGUUUUCAGUUGCUAUGUGCUUUAGUCAAGUUACGCGUUCGUCGGAGACUUUCAACAAAGUGCAGGUUAAACUUGAGACGUCGCUUUCCUCAGUUGAUGGAGAUUCAAAGUUUGCUCGGUCCACUCGCACUGGAAAGAAAUGCCUCCUUCGUUGACUGUGAAGGCUUCCUGUGGUCAGAGUGGAUCAGUGACUUCAUUAAAAACAAGGAGCACCACUUCAAAAUAUGACGUUUGUUGCAGGGCUACUCCAGAAUGUUCAGAAACUUUAUUUCAUGUGGUAAACGACAGUGCCGUGUGGCACCACUGAUUUAAGUUGACACUCUGGAAAAUCCCCCAUUUGUGACUCACUAAGACUGAUGAGUACCAAAGGUAUUCCCAGCCAAAUACCCCGUCACGGAACCCUGUAGUAUUCAACUUUGCAAGUUGCCAUUGGAAGAAAGCCAAUGUCUGCCUCCUCUCCCGCAUCCUUACCUCGAGCCUACCUCCACUCUCUCCAUCCGCACCAUCCGACCUUGCCAGCCAUUCUGUCCCCUUCCCCGGUUGGACCGUUCUACACACGGCUGUCCAACGGAAGCCACGAUGCCCCGAGCCCCACCAAUUCUCGUAGCUCUUUCCAUGGGGUGUCCUUCCUGCUGCAGAUUGGACUGACGAGAGAGACAGUCAACCUGGAGGCCAGUGACCUGUCGCUUUCGGCUGUCAAGGACCUGGUGUGCUCUAUAGUGGACCAUAAGUUCCCAGAGUGUGGCUUCUUUGGGAUGUACGACAAGAUCUUGCUGUUUCGCCAUGACCUAAAUGAUGAAAACAUUCUGCAGAAGCUGACCUCCGCGGAAGACAUCCACGAGGGAGACCUUAUUGAGGUGGUGCUUUCCGCUCAAGCAACAGUUGAAGACUUCCAGAUUCGACCCCACGCCCUCUAUGUCCACUCCUACAAGGCCCCCACCUUCUGUGACUACUGCGGGGAGAUGCUGUGGGGUCUCGUUCGGCAGGGGCUGAAAUGUGAAGGAUGUGGUCUAAACUACCACAAACGCUGUGCCUUUAAGAUCCCAAAUAACUGUACCGGUGUGCGAAAGAGACGUUUGUCCAAUGUGUCGCUUCCUGGACCGUCCCUCUCGGUUCCCCGACCGGUACCUGCAGAGAAUGCAGUGGUUGUCUUGGAUGAGCAGCAGCAGCAGCAGCAGCAAAGGUCGCAUCAAGAAGCAGGUAAGCGGAUUCUCUCCUGGAGCGGCAGGCCUAUCUGGAUGGAGAAGAUGGUGCUGGGUCGGGUCAAAGUACCCCACACCUUUGCUAUUCACACCUACACCCGACCUACUAUCUGCCAGUUCUGCAAGCGUCUCCUCAAGGGUCUCUUUCGCCAGGGAAUGCAGUGUAAAGAUUGCAGAUUCAACUGCCAUAAGCGUUGUGCUUCAAAGGUACCGAGAGACUGUUUGGGGGAGGUGGACUUCAAUGGCGAGCCAGCAAGCCCAGGCCCAGAUUCAGACACAACUCUCGAUACAAUGGAAGUGGACAGCAGUGACAUGGACGGCAGCAGAGGGCUAGAUGACUCUGAAGAGCGCUCCACUCCAGAUGAGAGAAUGUUUGACAUGGACUCUCCCUUUUUGGACCGAGAUAAAGAUGAGGAGCCCAUUAAGACUAUCAGCCCCUCCACAAGCAGCAACAUCCCAUUGAUGCGAGUGGUCCAGUCCAUCAAACACACCAAGCGGCGGAGCUCCACCUUGGUUAAGGAGGGAUGGAUGGUUCAUUAUAGCAGCAAAGACAACCUGCGGAAGAGGCAUUACUGGAGAUUGGACAGCAAAAGUCUAAGUCUAUUUCAGAAUGACACUGGGGCCAAGUUCUAUAAAGACAUCCCUUUGUCCGAGAUACUCCAGGUAGAACAGUCCAGAGACUACAGCAGUCUGGCCCAAAGCAGCAACCCUCACUGCUUUGAGAUCAUUACAGCCACCAUGGUCUACUAUGUGGGGGAGAACAAUGGAAGUCAUUACCACAGCCCUGCUCUGGCUGCCUCAGGAGUGGGCUUGGAGGUAGCUCAGGGUUGGGAGAAGGCCAUCAGACAGGCCUUGAUGCCAGUCACUCCCCAGCCUAGUGUAGCAAGUGCUGCAGGCCAUGGCAAAGAUCAUAAAGAGCUUUCUAUCAGUAUAUCUGUGUCCAACUGCCAGAUCCAAGAGAAUGUGGAUAUUGCUUCUGUGUACCAAAUAUUCUCUGAUGAAGUGCUGGGAUCAGGACAGUUUGGCAUAGUGUAUGGAGGUAAACACAGAAAGAGUGGCAGAGAUGUGGCCAUCAAAGUUAUUGACAAGAUGAGAUUUCCUACCAAGCAAGAGAGCCAGUUAAGGAACGAGGUGGCCAUAUUGCAGAAUCUGCAUCAUCCAGGUAUUGUCAACCUGGAAUGCAUGUUUGAGACGCCAGAGAGAGUGUUUGUGGUUAUGGAGAAGCUGCAUGGUGACAUGCUGGAAAUGAUCCUGUCGAGCGAGAAGAGCAAACUGCCUGAACGAAUAACCAAGUUUUUAGUUACACAGAUCCUAGUGGCCUUGAGACAUCUUCACUUCAAAAACAUUGUUCACUGUGACUUGAAGCCUGAAAAUGUUUUAUUGGCCUCUGCGGAACCAUUUCCUCAGGUUAAGCUAUGCGAUUUUGGCUUUGCGCGAAUCAUCGGUGAGAAGUCGUUCCGGCGGUCGGUGGUGGGCACACCGGCUUACUUGGCUCCUGAGGUCCUCCGUAGUAAAGGCUACAACCGCUCCUUAGAUAUGUGGUCUGUAGGUGUCAUUGUGUACGUCAGCUUGAGCGGGACUUUCCCUUUUAACGAGGACGAGGACAUUAAUGACCAGAUUCAGAACGCUGCCUUCAUGUACCCCCCUGCACCCUGGAAAGACAUCUCUACAGAAGCCACAGAUCUGAUCAACAAUCUCCUCCAAGUGAAGAUGAGGAAGAGGUACAGUGUUGACAAGUGUCUCAGCCAUCCUUGGUUGCAGGACUAUCAGACAUGGCUGGACCUCAGGGAGUUUGAGACACGACGAGGUGAACGCUACAUCACCCACGAAAGCGACGACGCUCGGUGGGAGGAGUACUCGGACGAGCACUGCCUGGUUUAUCCCAAACACUUUAUCAUGGCGCCCAACCUUGAUGAUAUGGAUGAGGAUCCCUAGUGGCACAGGGGACGAGAGAAAGAGGGAAAGACUGUCACACGGUGGGACUUUUUGCAUCAAACUGUGGAUUUCCGACCCUUGGAAAAAAGAGUGUGGGAAAACCCAGCACUGCUGCAAGUACUAAGCUGAGGAUGUGCGCCACUGAAAAACAUAGAGGAACUGUGAGGAGCAAUGAUACCCAAACAUUCCUUAAGGAUUGAGGAAGAACAUUCGUACCUAACAAUAACUUCAUGGUUGUAUUGUUUUAUUCAGUUUUGGUUCAUGUUGAGUAAUAAUAUGGCUCUGUUUUCUUUUUUAAAGAAUGUGAGGACAUUGGUUGAAAGAGAGCUUAUGUCCCAGGAGUAAAGGACACUUUUCACAAGGGAUUUAGGCUCUGAGAAUUUAUCCCAAAUACUGUAAGUUCUCAUUUCCAAACGUUUGUGAGGCUGUCCUUUGGCAUGAAACUGGAACUAUCAUGUAUGUAUGUUAUUUUAAUGUAUUUAGUAAUUGUGGUCGACUUUUGCACUAUAUUUGCAUUGAAUAUUGCGACGGAACAUGAAGUGCAUUUGCUGCUACAGAGGGCAUGCAUGGUCCGGGUGAGAAGUGUUCAACAAGGAUAAUCAAUCAACCUGAGAUGGUGUGUUAUAUCACCUGAGAUGGAUUGAAGAAGUUGUACUGUUCUUUAUAGAAAAAUAGUUCAGUACUGACACCACCAGUGGACUCUGUGAGGACAUUGUGUCUGUACUUACUCUUUCAACUGAAUGCAUUCCAAGUCUGGGAUAUGAAGAGGUGUCACUUAGAACAAAGUGUCCAUUCCAUUUUGUAAACUAAUCGUCUGUUUGAAAUGUUUCUUUUCAUCCAGUCGACAUUUUGAAAGGCUCCACGUGGCGUUCUGGGAGUACAUUACAGUUUUUCUCAGUGUCUUGUCUUUGUUGCCGCUGGAUUGGCAGGUGUUUUUGUACAUUUCAAUGCAUACCAAUGGAAAUAAACACUUCUUUACUGAGAAGGACAAUUAUGAAAA